GACCACGACUUUACAAUGCGACCAGGAUUUGGAGGGCCUGCAGUUCCAGUUGGAGUGGAUGUUCAAGUUGAAAGUUUGGAUGCUAUUUCAGAGGUCGAUAUGGACUUUACUAUGACCCUGUAUCUGAGGCACUACUGGAAAGAUGAACGUCUGUCCUUCAGAAGCAACAACAACCAGAGCAUGACGUUUGAUAGCCGCCUGGUGAAGAAAAUCUGGGUACCAGAUAUGUUUUUUGUCCACUCUAAGAAAUCCUUCACACAUGACACCACCACUGACAAUGUCAUGCUGCGAGUUUACCCCGAUGGCAAAGUCCUCUACAGCCUCAGGGUGACGGUCACAGCCAUGUGCAGCAUGGACCUGAGUCGCUUUCCUCUCGAUACGCAGACGUGCUCUUUGGAGAUAGAGAGCUAUGCAUAUACAGAUGAUGACCUGAUGCUGUACUGGAAAAAAGGGAACAGGUCUUUAAACACAGACGAGAGGAUUUCUCUCUCCCAGUUCCUCAUCCAGGAGUUCCACACCACCACAAGACUGGCUUUCUACAGCAGCACAGGCUGGUACAACCGUCUGUACAUCAACUUCACUCUGCGGCGUCACAUCUUCUUUUUCCUGCUGCAGACCUACUUCCCUGCCACUCUGAUGGUCAUGCUGUCCUGGGUGUCCUUCUGGAUUGACCGCAGGGCCGUCCCUGCCAGAGUGCCGCUGGGUAUAACCACAGUGCUCACCAUGUCCACUAUCAUCACUGGAGUCAACGCCUCCAUGCCCAGGGUGUCAUACAUCAAAGCUGUGGAUAUUUACCUCUGGGUCAGCUUUGUCUUUGUGUUCCUGUCGGUGAUCGAGUAUGCUGCAGUCAACUACCUGUCUACUCUACAAGAACGCAAGGAGAGGAAACUCAGGGAGAGGCUGCCGUGCACCUGUGGCAUGGCCCAUCCUGGCAUGAUGUCAGCCAGCUACAGCGAGGUGGAUGCCAACACGACAGGGAACUACGGCAUGCCAGCAGAGAACGGGGUGAAACAGGAGAGGAUGCUGGUUCAGUUGGCAAUGGAGAGCGAUCAGAUCACCGGCCAUGUUGGCUCCAGCGCCUAUAGCAACGUCUGGAUUGACACACAUGCCAUAGAUAAGUACUCCCGGGUCAUUUUUCCUGGAUCUUACAUCCUCUUUAACAUCAUCUACUGGUCCAUCUACUCCUAA
Molecule: messenger RNA, 1188 nt
Organism: Chelmon rostratus (copperband butterflyfish)
Lineage: Eukaryota; Metazoa; Chordata; Actinopteri; Chaetodontiformes; Chaetodontidae
Product: gamma-aminobutyric acid receptor subunit rho-1-like
Exons: 8
Coding region: 16-1188 (390 amino acids)
Biological process (GO): regulation of membrane potential; monoatomic ion transmembrane transport; chemical synaptic transmission
Cellular component (GO): synapse; GABA-A receptor complex; membrane
Molecular function (GO): extracellular ligand-gated monoatomic ion channel activity; GABA-A receptor activity; neurotransmitter receptor activity
Source: RefSeq, a predicted model, not a curated record